UGGAUUUUGAAGAGCAUACGCCAUAUUGAAUUCCCGUAGGAAUCGGCUAGCAAAUUUUCGAGCUAGCGGUGUAAAAGGGGGCCACUUUAUCAAUGGUCCUAAUUCGGUUUAAUGUUCAAACGUGUCUGUUCUCGUAACCCCGGACAGCGUAGCGACCUUUGAAAGGUCCGAGAAGCGGCGCAGGUUCAUCACGGGCUCGGAAGUGUUAGGGACUUGUCGGGGGGGUUACCAGAGAAAGAAGUUGAAUGGAUCCGAGGGUAGCUUGGAUUCAGCCCGAACAGAAAGGACCUGCGAACGCCUUAUGGAUGCACGUCUGGGAGACCUCUCAGGGAGUACGGACUCUCUCCGCUCAGCAGCAGCUCCACAAUCAAAACCACAACCAGUGUGUGAAUUACGCGGUUUUAAAAAAUGUGGCGACCGCCGUGGCUUCGAGCAAGAGCAUCUGCAGCAGCAACGGUAACGUUACAGGAAGCCUGAGCAACGGCAGCAGCCAUCGUAGCAUCACGAACGGCGCUGCACACAGUAGUAGCGGUAACGGCAAUGCGAUUCCUCCGCUGGGGAGAGCACUGUCCAACAGGAACGUACACAACUCUUUAACCCCGUCGAACAUCAGCGAGCCAGGUGAGGGGAAAACUGCGUCCCAUAAAACGGGAUCUGCCUCGUCUUCGCAGGAAUCCGGGACGGACAGUCCCCCCUCCAGCUGCUCACUCGAGAGGACUAUGGAUAGAAAUGUUACGGGGAGUAUUAAUAAUAACGUCGGGGGUGCCAACCUGCUCUUCAACUUGAGAGACAGCAUGGACAAUAAUGUCAACCUUUACCAUCACCGUCACCCGCAGGAGCACCAGGCUUUCAAGUUACAGCAGAUUUGCGUGAACCAGCAUCAGGUUCACCCCUCUGUACCUAUUAAUCAACCACACAGUCACCACCCGGGCCGAAGGAAAAGUGACAACAAGGCGAGCACUUAUGGGAUGAAUUAUUCGAUUUCUAACUGCACUAAUGGCAAUUAUGCGAGCACUUGCACGCCCUGGAAGACGAGGGAGUACAGCCCAGGGGUACUCGGACUCCACGAAGAGGUGAUGGAUUUCUACAAAUACAUAUCUCCUCGGCCGGAGGAGGCAGCUAUGAGGAAGGAGGUGGUGAACCGGAUAGAGGUGGUCAUCAAGGAGCUGUGGCCUACUGUUGAUGUCCAAAUAUAUGGCAGCUUCAGCACAGGGCUGUACCUUCCAACAAGUGAUAUUGACCUGAUGGUGACUGGGAAGUGGGAGCGCCCGCCACUGCAAGAGCUUGAACAAGCUCUUCGCAAGCAUGAAGUUGCCGACCCUAACUCCAUUAAAGUGCUGGACAAGGCUACAGUGCCAAUCAUCAAGCUGACCGACCAGAGGACUGACGUCAAGGUGGACAUCAGUUUUAACGUAGAGACUGGAGUCAAGGCUGCAAGCUUCAUUAAAGGCUACAUGAAGAAGUAUCCAGUGCUGCCUUACCUGAUCUUCGUGCUGAAGCAGUUUCUGCUGCAGAGGGAUCUAAACGAAGUCUUCACCGGGGGCAUCAGCUCCUACAGUCUCAUCCUCAUGGUCAUCAGUUUCCUACAGCUCCAUCCUCGUAUCGAUCCCACCAACCCCAGUGAGAACCUGGGAGUGUUACUCAUCGAGUUCUUUGAGUUGUAUGGCCGUAAUUUCAACUACUUGAAAACAGGGAUUCGCAUUAAAAAUGGAGGCGCAUACAUAGCCAAAGAGGAGAUUAUGAAGGGCAUGACAAAUGGAUACAGGCCAUCCAUGCUCUACAUAGAGGACCCUCUACUUCCAGGUAAUGACGUGGGAAGGGGUUCCUACGGUGCCAUGCAAGUCAAGGAGGUGUUUAAUUAUGCUUUCAUUGUCCUGAGUCAUGCUGUCUCCCCGCUUGCACAGUCAUAUCCCAACAAAGACUGUGAAAGCACAUUGGGGAGGAUAAUCAGGUUGACCAAGGAAGUGAUCAACUACAGGGAAUGGAUCGUUAAGAAGUGGGGGGGCAGAGAUUUGGUGCGACCGGACAACAGAGUGUCGCCUCCCAAAAAGCCUGUGUCGGAGCAAGAGAACUGUGUGCUGGGAGGUGGUGUUGGGUCAGAUGAGCAGCAAAGGGAUUCGGUGUCACCCCACAGCGCGGACUCUCCCAUGUCCAUCUCCAGCCCCCAGCAGCACUCGUCCGCCUCAUCAGUGUCCUCACUGUCUGGGUCUGAUAACGACUCUGAUUCAGCGUUGCCAUGUCCCCUCCCUCCACCAACCCUGCCAGCUUACCCGCCUUUCCCACCACUCGGCCUAGCUUUAACUCCAGGCCUCAACAUGAGCACCGGCAAACCUGGCAUGGGGGGACACCAUCUGCUCAUGCCUCCAGGUUCCCAGGCUCGCGUCUCACUGCCCGGUGGUCUAGCAAUGCACUCCAUGCCUGGCAGACAGGUGUGUAUAGACACCGGGCUCCCCCCCUUCUUCCACAUGCACCCCCCAGCCCAUGCUCAUGCCCCUGCCCCUUCCAGCCCCCAGCCUCCGCCCAGUCCCCACUCCAGCCACACACAUAAGAACGGAGCCAAGUUCAACGGGAAGGGCUUCCACAAUCCGCCACUGGUCAACAAUGCUGUUAUGGCUAACCGUGGAUACACGCAGCAUCACCGCAACACUUGGCGACGCAGGAAGAGGGACAGCCUGCCGGUUAGCCUGAGCAGAUAGAAACCUCUCUUCGCCGUUUCCUCAGUCUCCUCUCCGACCGCAUGCCGUGGCUCUUCGUUCGUCUUGAAGGAGGAUGGACAGGCAGACAAGAGGACCAGAGACCAGCAGUUUUUACUCCGAGGGCUCCUCGACAUGGAACAGCAGCCCUCAGCUCUGCAUCUUCCUCCUCUCUGUACCUUCCCUCCCCUUUUUCUUUUCUUUUUUUUGCAUGACUUUAAUUCCAUUUUUUUUUCAGUAUUGUGUCUUCCUUCUCUGCAUUCAGGUCGGUUUACUUUUUUGGAACUUGGCAUUGACAGUAUUGCUAAGCUCACUUGACCUCAUCUCGACCCUUGCAGCCAAGCUGCCCACGGUUUCCUUUUUACAGUUAAUACACUUAAAAACAAACGUUUUUUUUCUCCAUUUUGUGCAAUAAUGUUAUUUUUCUUUUUGAAACUAAAGUAAGAGCUUAUUUAAUUUC
Messenger RNA from Pundamilia nyererei, 3153 nucleotides. RefSeq names its product terminal nucleotidyltransferase 4A (gene tent4a). The record is from RefSeq and is a predicted model, not a curated record. Gene Ontology annotation, molecular function: mRNA binding; poly(A) RNA polymerase activity. The transcript has 13 exons. Gene Ontology annotation, cellular component: TRAMP complex; nucleolus. Bases 246 to 2696 code for a protein of 816 amino acids. Gene Ontology annotation, biological process: RNA 3'-end processing; polyadenylation-dependent ncRNA catabolic process. Lineage: Eukaryota; Metazoa; Chordata; Actinopteri; Cichliformes; Cichlidae.